Molecule: messenger RNA, 5445 nt
Organism: Zootermopsis nevadensis
Lineage: Eukaryota; Metazoa; Arthropoda; Insecta; Blattodea; Termopsidae
Product: peroxidase
Biological process (GO): response to oxidative stress
Molecular function (GO): peroxidase activity; heme binding
Source: RefSeq, a predicted model, not a curated record
CUGAUGUGUAUGUGUUGGCUUAUAUCCGUACAUUCUUUCAUAUGUGAUAUUACUUCCAACUUGUUGUGUAAUUUCUUAAUAAAUGCAACGUUAAACUUUGUCAUUCUAAUUAUCUAUUACAGUCUUGACGGUUUCAUAUUUCCCUUACUUCAACAACGAUUACAUUAAGUACUAGUCUGACUUGAAAGAAACCCCAAAACACCUGCACAAUUAUAUCGGGGACAGAGCUCAAGUCACGGAAUUCGAUAUCAAAGGAUUGGUGAAACCCUCGGUGUGGGAAGACCACCUUCAAAACUGACUCAUUUUACUCAUGCACACUAUGCCUAAUUGUCGUACAUGAUAAAAAAAUCGAUAUAAAAGUGUUGUAGAUCCGGAAAUCUACUUCCCAUGCAUACAGUUGGACACCUGAAGGAAUUCAUUGUGAAGUUGUGGAGGGGUAAUAACAUCUGUCCACGCGGUCGCGGCGUGAUCACCAGUUGGCCUCAUGCCCUCUCCUAAGAAGGAACGUUGAGAUAUAGCGCGGACUUUCUACAGCUGCAGUGUACAAAUCUAUUGAAGUCAUCGCCAUGUGAGAGGAUUUGUGAAUUAUACAAAAAGGCAAAAAACACACAGAACAGUGCCUGUGGACAAAGCAUUCAGUUGAAUCAUUGCAGAAUAUCACUGCUUUAAAUUAAAAUAAAACAGUGAAACAAAAUAUAAUAAUAGUCACAUUUUUAACACAUUCCAUCGCAAGUGACAGCUGUGUUGAUGACUGGAAACAUACUUUUGAAAUGUGUACAGUUGGGCAACAGAAGUUCCUAGCGUCUGAAAACGGGUUUGAUAAACUUCUCUAGUGUCAAAAAGUUUUGUUGACGCGUAUUACGGCUACGGGUUACAUGGCAAUAAUAUCUGUAACACUCAGAAAUAUUCAGCUGAUUCUUUAUCAAAGAAAAAAUCAAAUUCAGAGACAAACAACACUAACAUUAAAAGCGUAGCGAUACGUUUAGUAGUACUCUAAGCAAUUGCUGUGAUAAGGACAGUAUUUUAGCAACCAAGAAAAACUGUUGUACAAUUUUUAAAUAUCGUGUUUGCAAAAAUGGCUAUUCUGCGGCAAGGCAAGACGUAUUGGAUUUUGGCUGUGAAGGAUUUCGAACUAUCCCUCCAAGUUCCUUCGCUGAACAGUGUACCCGGAGGUGUCAAGAUGGCUUGUGGCUCUGUUGUGUUGGCAUUCCUCCUUUGGACCUCACUUCAAUUUGGGGUAAAAUUCAGUCUGACAUCCCCCACUAACAUACAAGCUCUCAAUAUACCAGCCUUAUCCAGAACCUACAACAGCUACAAAACUUUCGCAAGUUGGCCAAUUCUGUACCAACAGCGAUCAGAACGUUCCAUUCAAAAAGCAACAAAGCUCUCAGGGCUGCCCCACGUUGAUGAUGAAUCAAUCAACUUGUCUGUGAAGUUCAGUGAGUCGAAUCUAGGCCGUGAAACUCGAAUGGAAAACAAUUUGAUCAGAUCAAACACCAAGGUUCGACAGGAAACCCCGCAACAUGGCCAACUAAUUGAAUCUUAUCCUUCUGCAGAGGCUCUGAGGCACGGCAAGAACGGACUCAUUGCGACCAAAGCGUCGCUCUACAUAUCACAUAAGCAUUGCCAAUGGUAUGGCGUUGAUGAUGAUGAGUGUGGGGCCUUUGUAAUGUCAAUGGAGAUGAAUACAACUUCGCUCGGAGACAAAUGUGCGGCUCAGUAUAGCAGCAGUGCGUCCUGCUCUGGCAAAUACCGCUCUAUUGAUGGAUCGUGCAACCACGAGAAUCACAAAGCUUGGGGCAAGGUCCACACCAGCUACCUCAGACUUUUGGAACCUCAGUAUGGUGACGGUAUUCAAGAACCACGCAAACCAGUGCGAGGAAAAUCUCUUCCUUCUGCUCGUCUUAUCAGUACGGGUAUGACAAAAGAAAGUGACUCAGAAGACACCAGCAAAACGCUAAGCUUAGUGCAGUGGACAGAAUUCAUUGAGCAUGAUCUUGUUUUCACUCCUGCCACGAGAAUGGUGCACAGUGGCAAUCCCAUUAUGUGCUGCAGACAAGAUGGAAGCUUCCUGGCACCACGCUACAUCCACCCAGCUUGCAUGCCAAUCAGUGUUCCCAAUAAUGACCCAUUCUACUCAAAGUAUCGUCAGCGUUGUAUGAACUACGUCCGUUCUCUGAUGGCCAUGAGGCCUGAUUGUCAUUUUGGUCCUGCGGAGCAAAUGAACCAAGCAACGCACCACCUUGAUGGCUCCAUGAUCUAUGGUUCAACUGUUGAAAAGGCAUGGGCUCUUAGAACAUUUGCAAAUGGUGGGCUUUCUGCAGAAUUGAAAAAUGGGCGUGAAUACCUGCCAAGAGCUGACAAACCUCUGCAACAGUGUCAAGUGUCUUCCAACACAUCUUCUUGCUACAAAGCUGGUGACCUGCGAGUGAACCUACAUCCUCAUCUAGCCAUCAUGCAUACGCUUUGGCUCCGUGAACAUAACCGCAUAGUUGAAAAGUUGGCACUCUUGAAUCCUCAUUGGGAUGACGACACAUUAUAUCAAGAGGCACGAAAGAUUGUAAUUGCUGAGAUUCAACAUAUUACUUAUGACGAAUGGUUGCCCCUCGUACUCGGUUCCAGAUACACAAAGAAACUUGGUUUGCGACUGAGGAAGACUGGAUUCAGCAGUGAUUUCACUGAAAGUCUGAAUCCCAGUGUGUCCAACAGCUUUGCCACAGCUGGUAUCCGUUUUAGGUUGUCCAUGAUGGUUGGAAACAUCGGGCUGUAUGAUGAAAAUCGUAACACAAACAAAAGUCUCCAGUUGAGGAAUAAUUUUAACCAUCCAGAAGCAAUCGAGGAAUCAGAAAACCUAGAUUCCUUGGUUCGUGGCCUUGCUACGCAAACAAGUCAGAAGAGUGACUUAUAUUAUGAAAAUGAUUUGAUACAAAUGCUCUACAAGGAUGAUGGUCGGUUUGGAAUGGAUGCAUUGAGUUUGGAUGUUCAGCGAGGACGGGAUCACGGGUUGCCAGGAUACAACCACUAUAGAAAACUUUGUGGUCUUCCUCCAGGAAGGAGCUUUGACGGUUUCCUAGACGUCAUGUCUAAGUCUACGGUAGCCAAGCUAAAGAGUCUGUAUGCCCAUCCAGAUGAUGUGGACCUCUUGGUUGGUGCCAUGUCUGAGCAUGUGACAGACGACAGUGUGCUUGGUUUUACAUUUCGCUGUAUUAUAGGAGAACAGAUGCUCAGAACCAAGAAGGGAGAUCGCUUCUUUUAUGAUGUGCCCAGCCAAGAAAAUUCUUUUACCGAAGCACAACUUGAUGAGAUAAGGAAGUCAACUCUGGCACGUGUCUUCUGUGAUAACGCAGACGACAUAAAAAUGAUGCAGCCAAAUGUGUUUGUCAGGCCCUCAAAAAGCAAUCAGUUGGUAUCAUGCAGCAGCACAGAUGAUAUUAAACAGCCAAGUCUUUCACCCUGGAAAGAAUUUCUGGUAAAAAGUUCAUGAUCAUUUCUGUUACUUUUCUCAUAAUUUCUGGUGACUGUAUAUCAUUAUAUCACGAAAGCUGUUUUACUACCUACUGAGCACCGUGUACUAUUAAGUCGAUACAAUGUGGACCACUACCAUCUUGGUACUUUGGGUGCAAACACCGCAAAUAACAAUUUCAAUAUAUAUGAAGUGAAUAAUUAAGUGCUCUUACAUAUUGGAAUGUAUUUGUACUUGAAAUAAUACUCAUUGUAAAGCUGGCAAACAUGUAUAUCUGUUUUGGAGUUCUGGGGACAUAUCAAAUUUGGUGACUUGCACAUCCCAUGGCAAAGAACGAAAACCACAAGCAAGCCUUGUUCACAGAGUCAUUUACGUUAAUUAUAAUUAAUAUUGGAAGUGAAAGACAACAUUACGAAAAGAGAAAACAGUUCAUUAAAUAAAGCGAAAUACUCUUGAAAUCACUGACAGACAACAAGGAAUUCUAAACAGAUGUAUAUUUGUGGAAAUUUUUCAUCUAUUAAAAAAAAAUACAAUUUGGAAGCUGGCUCUGCUUCUUUCAUUAGGAAAAGUGGUGCAGACUGAUAUUAGUUUUGUCCAACGGACCCGAUUGAUUUGGUUUAUAGUUUCAUAGUUUCACUUCUUGAUGGCAGCAGAGUCAGAAGAAUGACAGAAAUGGACAUGUAGUUGGGACAAAUAUGCCAAACAAUAAGACUGUGUAAAUCUAUUAAUCUUUAUGUAAAGUGCCUAUGUUGAUGUAACUUGACGUAUUCUCGACAAAAUGUCGAGCGUUAAAAUAUCAAACUGUAAAGGGGCUUACACACAUUGUGAUACUAUUUGUGUUUCAUGAUGCACGUUGUAAUGUGUAUAGAAACGUAUCAGCGAAAGGUAGUAGUGAUACAUAGCAACUCAUCUUUCUGCAUCAGUGGUUGUACACUUCGCUUAAACUGAUACGACUAUCGUUAAGUUGCAUCACCACAUGUUUGAAUGUGUAUAAGCCCCUUAAAUGGCCGUAAACAUUUAAUGCAAUGCAAAUAGAAUGUAAUGUGAUUGUAUUUAUUAUUAAGUGGUAAUUGUAGCUCGUAGUGCUUAAAUGUGCAGAGUAUUCUUACAGCCUCUAUUUUGGAUUACUUCCAGAGUGUAGAUAUAAACCAAAGCCAAUUAAAAUAAAUAUUCUUUUAUGAAAUGUGCCAUGUACCAACUUUCAGAAAUUUAGAUUAUUAUAUCAUGUCUCAAGACUCAGGGUUUGUAAUUUAAUAAAUUUAUUUGUAGGCUGAGGUUAGGAACUUAGAAUGUGGUUCAGUAGAAGACAAUAUUUUUAAAAGAAAUUAAUAGAUCUGUGUGUAUUACAGUCUAGUUUUCUUAAUCUUUGAUGUGUUAAUCAUAAUUAUUGCAUAAGCGCAUAUACCUGUAUGAGGUUUAUAACAACAGGAAAAAUGAUGAAGUUUACAAUGAACAGGUAUUGUGAUAAAUAAAAUCGUCAUGAAACUUUAACUACAUUUACCACAAAUGGUGGCGCAAGAUUAUUUUACGUGACCAAGAUGAACAGUGUCUUACGUGAAUUACUACUGAGUGAGAAAUUUUGUACAUAAUUUAGGAAUGGCAUUUCCACAAAAGAAAAACAUAAAAUGGACCAAUUUUAACUUCUGGUAUUCUGUAUAAGAUACCUUUCAUAUCAAUAGUGUUUUAUAUUUGGAUAUUUUCUUCUGCCCUCCACAGAUUAGGCUCAAGCCUGUUCCAACUUUAUAACCAUCACUUAAAUUGUUCAUAUAUCUGUAUCAAUCUCUCACUCAUUAAUAAUUUUGUUUUAUUGUACUUGAAAAUUCAGUCUUAUGAAUGAAUCUAUUUAUACACUGCCAUAAAACAUGUCACUGUUGUAUAUACCCAUUGUAACAACAAUUUUAUUGUACUUAUUUGCCUUACAUUCAUUGUUUUAUAACCAUUUUCAUACCCUUUUAAAUAAAAAAAUUAUCUAUUUUCACAAA